AAAACCUAUGGUUGAGGAAGUCCUAGAAAAGUUACAGAAUGCUAGUGACAUGGGAUGUGAAGACUCUGGGUCACAGUUUUGACUCCAUUUAGAGCAGCGUAUUUGCUGAGGGACUCGAUGCUAAGCUUGAUUUGUAAGCACCAUUUAGCGUAACUUUGAAACGUCAUAACAUGCACUUCUACAGUUUUAGCUGUAUGUUCUCUCUAUGUUAAUUUUAUGAAUAGUGCAUUCCUGUUUCAGCUUCUUUGCAUACCCACUUGAAGUUUCACAUGAGGAGCCCUUUGAUCAAAUGUCACUGGCCAUGCAAACCUUCGGUUAGACCAUUGUCCUAAUGUAUUUGAAUAGUGCUGCGCCACACUUCUCCUUGUGGUUUAUGUGGGGACCCCACCCUGAUUUCAUGUCAGUGAAUCACACUGCAAAAACUUUCAUGGGGAACUGCCCUUUAAUUGAAUGACAGUGAAUCACACCGCAUCUUGCAGUUUCAUGUGAGCUUUGAUCAAAUGUCACUGUAUUGUGCUGCUUGUGUCAUUGUAUUGUGAGCACAUGAAGUUAGUAAGGCUGUUGUUCAUGGUAUAAUUAGCCCUCCACGUCACUAAAGGGAUAAGGAUAGAUAGCGCUGUGGAGUAUUUUUUUCCCCAUUUCUAAUCACUCUUGCUUUUGUACCCCUAAGACAGAAAAUAGUGCAGUUACAAAUGGGAAGUAAAAUCAAGAGCAGGCUUUGCAGUGGUUCAAGUGAGCACAUGGAUAAAGUGAUGGAGAUUAGAAUCUGUGAUGGGGGCACGGACUAUACUGUGAACAGGUCUCAUGUGCUCGUGAUGCGGUGACAGUCACCUGUGGCCCAGAAGUGGCCGAGAAACACUGGUUUAGGUGUAUGUGUAGUGUGUGUGUGUGUGUGUGAGAGAGAGACUAGCUCUGGGGUUCCUGUCCAGGGCUGCUAGCAAAGGCAUUUUCCCCCACCACUGUAACCUAGCACUGGAAGAAGCUGGUAUGAAAAUGUAUGUAUGUGUUUAGUUUAAUCCACACAUGAAAUACAAGAAAAAAGAAACAACAAAAAAGUUUGCGGAGCAACUGCAACAGAACGCAGGAGAACUUAUGUGAAUUGCAGCACAAAAACUACAAUCAAGUGCACUUAAUUGUGCUAAACAUGAAAGAGGUAUGGUUUCCUUGCGAACCAUUUUCAGGCUGACAUCACAGGAGGAGCUGCAAAGGAGGAAAACACAUGUGGAAGUCAACAGGAAAUUAACCCAUCAAGGACCAGCUAGAUGUUUACAAUGAAGAAAACCUUGGACUCCUAUUUUGCCUCUGAAGCUGUAGUGCGACUUGUUUUGUUUGGAGUGUUUAUGUUAACAGAACACCUCCCUCCGUUUAUAAGAGAAAUUCAGCCAGAGGAGUUGUGGCUUUAUAGAUUUCCAUAUGUGGAAGAGGACCAUGUUCCCACAAAUCUAAUGUUUGGCAUUGCCUUUUUUGUACCUCUGUCUGUCAUUUUGCUGGGCAAAUUUACAAAUAAAGUUGAGCAAGAAGACACAAAAGAAGCAUGCCUUGCUGCUACUUUGGGUCUGGUACUAAAUGGCGUGUUUACUAACACUGUGAAGUUAAUUGUUGGAAGACCCCGGCCUGACUUUCUGAACCGCUGUUUUCCAGAUGGACAGAUUAACUCUGACUUGCGGUGCAAUGGGAAUUCAGACACUGUGCUUGAGGGGAGAAAGAGUUUUCCUAGCGGACAUUCCUCUUUUGCUUUCGCAGGCCUGGGAUUCACUGCCUUCUAUAUAGCAGGAAAACUGCAUUGUUUUGCGCCAGCAGGCCGUGGAAAAUCGUGGAGACUGUGUGCCUUUUUGAUGCCACUGCUUUUUGCAGUUAUGAUUGCACUGUCAAGGACUUGUGAUUACAAACAUCACUGGCAAGAUGUAUUCAUCGGAUCAGUUAUUGGACUCAUAUUUUCAUACUUGUGUUACAGACAGCAUUUCCCACCACUGACUGACAAUGAAAGUCACCGGCCUCUAAAAUGUAAAGGCACCGUACCAUCAGCACAAGAACGAAAACUUGCCAACUUUAUUCUUCCCAUAUAGGGGACAAGGAGGACACAGAUUUUUUUUUUUUUUUUUUAAUUUGUACAUCUCAAGUAUCUAACAGUUGCUGUGCAACAAACUAGUAUUCUUAAUGCAGGGUCAUCUUCAAAGCUGCCAGCAUAGAUAAGCUACUACAGAGUCUAGGAGGGAACAUACAUAAAAAGAACUGGGCUGUUUUCAGACAGAUAACCGUGCUAUAGAAGAGCAACACUUCUUCUUCAGGAAAGUGUUCGGCCAAGCUUGGAGUACACCUGAUCUUUUCUUUAUGCUGGAAUAUUUGAAAUUUAGAUUUGUAAAUUGAGAUCACAUUUCUGAAAUUCAUGUAAGCCCUUAGCAGAAGUAACGCAGGUAAGAGUGAUGACUAUUGAUUCUGUAUUUGUGGAGGGUUAUGUCAACUCAAAAUUUAGAAGAAGGUCAAAAACAUGAAUGCUGAGAGCAUGAGUUCUUUGUAUAUUUGUGGUGGUGUUUACUUAAACAAAGUAAGUAAAUGUUGGCCAAGCUGGCCAUUCCACACCACCCUUACUGGUAACAAGUAAUGCAUUUACUGUACAGAUGAGACAGGAGAAGUGUAUGUAUAGCUUAUAAACCAGGGAAGGUUUUGUUCAGUGCUGAAACAAAAGAAGAGGCACAUUAGUUUCAUGGAGAUAAGAGAUAUUUUGUUCUCAACUCAUGAAGGGAAGUGAAGAAACAGAUGUUUGCUUUGAUGUAAUGAUAAUUCACAUUCUAUCUGACUUAUAACGCUGGCACUAUUAAUUUCUGACAUAAAAGCUAACAUUCCAACAAUUUAAAGUUUUAAAAGGAUCAAAGUCAUAUUCUGCCAGAUUUAGAGUAAAACUUGCAUUCCAUCAGCUUAAAUAAGGUACAGUGGUGUACAUUUGGGUACCUAACCCAUUUUUUUUCCUUCAAGCAUUGCGUGUGGUUGGUUUUGAUUUAGACAUUCCUUUUGGGCCAAAUUUGUUGGAUAUUUACAUAGUGAAAGCUGUUCAUUUGUAAGGUUUCAGGAUAAUAUCAAUGACGAACACAAAUAUGGCAAGCCCUGCCUUUAGUUUUACUCCUCAAGUACUGAACUAUUUACACUAGUGGCCUCUCGUCUAAGAGUGGCAUUGCUAAUUCACCAGGAUUGCACUAAGCAGCCCCCUGAUCGUGUUUGACGUCCGCCCUCUGAGGUUCAGUCAAAGCCAGCCAUGCUUACUUCUUGUGGUGUGUCGAGUGCCUGUUUAAUUAUGUAAAAUGUGUAUUUAGAACAUCAAGUGGAAAAGAUAUUAAAUGUGAAAUUUGUGACUGUCCUAUUUUAAAAAUUGGUACUCAGCCACUAGUCCUGCUUUCAGAUAUCUAAUGCAGUAUGACUUGUUUACUUUUUUUACACUGAAAACAUAUUUUUUACGUCGUCCUUCAUUGUGUAUUUUUUUUCUCCCUAAAAUGUAUCCAGGUGGUUGUAUUUUUAAUGAUCUUUAGUAUGGAAGAGGGGCCUACUUCCCAGUGCUUAGUUUGGUCUUUUUUAUUGAAAAUAGGAAGUACUUUGUCGGUACAAUACUGCUAUAAAGCAGGGUUCUGUUUGUUAUGUAGCAAAGUAAAGGAUUUUGACAAAUGUCUUAGAAAAGUAAAGUACACGCUCCUGCUGAUUAGGUCAUGUAGAAAGGAAAGUAGUGGGAUCUUCAUUUCAUCCAAAAGAAAGAGCCUCUGGAAAGUUAUUUGGAAUAUUAAUAGCAGGGACAUGUAUUCUGGCUGAAAAAACAGUAGGUGAGACAGCGGAUAUCAUUUGAAACCUUGCAUCUUGAAGCAAAAAGCCCUAAAAGUCCUUCCAGUGUUGUGCUCGCUCUUUUGGUGAGGCCCAGCAUCAAAUCCUUGCAGUCUGAUAAAUGUUCCAGAGCAAAUAUUUCAUUACUGAAAGACAAGCUUUGGAUCAAAAAAA
Molecule: messenger RNA, 3978 nt
Organism: Polypterus senegalus (gray bichir)
Lineage: Eukaryota; Metazoa; Chordata; Cladistia; Polypteriformes; Polypteridae
Gene: plpp5
Product: phospholipid phosphatase 5
Exons: 9
Coding region: 1263-2066 (267 amino acids)
Biological process (GO): phospholipid metabolic process
Molecular function (GO): phosphatidate phosphatase activity
Source: RefSeq, a predicted model, not a curated record